AUGUCUCGCCAACUUAUUUCCAGCGAAAAGUUCCCUCCUAAGCCCCACAACUGCCCAGCCACCAAAGUACCUGGUCUAGUCUUCUGUGCCGGACAGACUGCUACUGGCGAGAUUAAGCAGGCAACAAGAACUGUUCUCCAGAAUCUCAAAGAGGUGCUUGAGCUCUCCGGCUCAUCUCUUGAGCAGGUCGUCAAGUACAAUGUCUACCUGGCUGACAUGAAGGACUUUGCUGCUAUGAAUGAGGUGUACAUAGAUUUCCUGCCCCAGCCCAUGCCUUCGCGCUCGUGCCUCCAGGCUCUUCCUCCUGGUGACGGUACUGUCAUUGAGAUUGAGUGCAUUGCGCAGGCUUAGUUGGACUUGAAAAGUAAAAGAUUAGACCAGGUUUCAAUGGCUUUAUAGAUAGAGAAUGUCACUAUUAGCUUUAUAACA
Molecule: messenger RNA, 429 nt
Organism: Fusarium odoratissimum NRRL 54006
Lineage: Eukaryota; Fungi; Ascomycota; Sordariomycetes; Hypocreales; Nectriaceae
Product: TdcF protein
Exons: 3
Coding region: 1-351 (116 amino acids)
Cellular component (GO): cytosol; mitochondrion
Molecular function (GO): deaminase activity
Source: RefSeq, a predicted model, not a curated record